UCCGCGGCUCUGAGUCAUGUGCAAGUGGGAAGUCGCACUGACACGGAGCCAGGCCAGAGGGAGCCGAGCCGAGAGCGGCGCGGGGCUCGGGGACUAGCCGUGCGUGUCGAGCGCGGGCCCCCCGGCGGUGGGGGCUGCCCUCGGGGCUUAAGCCCGCCCGCCGCCCCGCCCCGGCCGUCCCCUCCUCACCCGCCCGCCCGCCAGCCAGCAUCUUAGGGACCAUGGGGCAGUAGCCGAGGAGGAAGAAUGCUGGCCGUCCGCUGCGCGUUGCUGACCGCUCUGCUUGCCGCGCCCGGGACGGCGCUGGUCCCGGGGGACUGCCCCGCUCUGGAAGUGGCGGACGAUGUGCUGAGCAGCCUGCCAGGGGCCAGCGUUACCCUGACCUGCCCAGGUGGGGAGCCGGGGGACAACGCCACAGUUCACUGGGUGCUCAGGAGUCAGGUCGCAGGCUCCCACCGCGGCAGAUGGGCUGGCGUGGGAAGAAAGCUGCUUCUGAGGUCCGUGCAGCUCGGUGACUCUGGAAACUAUUCGUGCUACGAGGACGGCCGCCCCGCUGGAAGUGUGCAUUUGCUGGUGGAUGUGCCCCCCGAGGAGCCCCAGCUCUCCUGCUCCCGGAAGAGCCCCCUCAGCGACGUGGGCUGCGAGUGGAGCCCUCGGAGUCCCCCAUCCCCGACCACCAAGGCCAUGCUAUUGGUGAGGAGGUUUGAGAACAUUCCGGGGGAAGACUUCCAGGAGCCAUGCCCGUAUUCCCCUGAGUCGCAGCAGUUUUCCUGCCAGUUGGCAGUCCCGGAGGGAGACAGCUCUGUCUAUAUAGUGUCCCUGUGUGUCGCCAACAGUGCCGGGAGCCAGUCCAGCAGACCCCAAAUGUUUGAGGGUUACGGAAUCUUGCAGCCCGACCCACCCGUCAACAUCACGGUCACUGCUGUGGACAGAAACCCCCGCUGGCUCAGUGUCACCUGGCAAGACCCCCCGUCCUGGAACUCAUCUUUCUACAGGCUACAGUUUGAGCUCCGAUACCGAGCUGAACAGUCAAAGACAUUCACAACGUGGAUGAUCAAGGAGCUCCAGUAUCGCUGCAUCAUCCGCGACGCCUGGAGUGGCAUGAGGCAUGUGGUGCAGCUUCGGGCCCAGGAGGAGUUUGGACAUGGCUUAUGGAGCGAGUGGAGCCCGGAGGUCAGGGGCACCCCUUGGACAGAACCCAAGAGUUCUCCUACUGAGACUGAGCUGCCCCCCUCCACGCAGGCACCUACUACUAAUGAAGAUGAUGAAAGUAUUUUCUCCGAAGAUGCUGUAAAUGCAACAAUCCUCCCAGUGCAAGAUUCUGCGCUGGUACCACUCCCCACAUUCCUGGUGGCUGGAGGAAGCCUAGCCUUCGGGACGCUUCUCUGCAUUGCCGUCAUCCUGAGGUUUAAGAAGACGGGGAAGCUGCAGGCUCUGAAAGAAGGCAAGACGAGUGUGCACCCACCCUAUUCUUUGGGACAGCUGGUCCCUGAGAGGCCCAAGCCCACCCCAGUGCUCGUCCCCCUCAUCUCCCCGCCGGUGUCCCCCAGCAGCCUUGGGUCUGACAACACCUCGAGGAACAGCCGACCAGAUGCCAGGGGCCCUCAGAGCCCUUAUGAUGUCAGCAACAGAGACUACUUCUUCCCCAAAUAGCCAGCCGGGUGGAAGCUGGAAGUGUGGGGUGUCAGGCCCCCUGGACUGUGUGGAUGCUGAAGGACAGGCUGGCUUAGCAAAAGAUGCUCCUUACUGCCACGCAGCUCAUCUCAGGUACCCGGGGCCGCUGGCUUCACCUUUGUGCAGGGCCUCACAGAAAGUUCUGUACUGGAUGAAAAAAAAGAUUUGCUACGUCUGUCCAGAAGGAAGAGGUGGUUGAGUUUUUGAACCACCCUUCCCCAAACGCCCUGCUUACAGGGGUUAGAGUGAACUCAGGGCCCCGUGAAGAGGGGGGUGUCAAGCCUAGGUGGGCAGAGCCGGGUGGCUGCACAGCCUCCGACUGCCCAUCCCCCCAGGCUUGGUGUGGAUAAGCUGUGAGCUGCCUGCGCACCCCGACCCCCCUCCAGGAGCUGCAGCCUCACGCAGGUGGGAUGGAUUUCCAGCCAAAGACUCCCCGGGUCGCUUAUGUUGGUCCACCGCACAGUUUCAUCUUCCAGCUCAAACUCUUGAAACUCAAGUGCCUUCGCGAUUCAGUUUUUCUAGGCCUGAGGACCAUGCUUUUCGUAAGCCACCCAGGCUGGGGGAAGGUCUCACCUGCUUUUCUUCACUGAACAGCUGAGGGGGUGGGGGUGGGGUGAUAGUAUCUCAGGGCCUGAUGGUUUGAAAUGGAAUUAUAAUGAGUUCCUCAUUAGCAUUUUUCUCAAUGUGAAUGAUAAUCCUAGGCACUUGCUGAAUCUGGAAGCAACUGCACUGUCUUGAUUUCCCUUUUUGGAUCCCAGGACUUCAGGAAAGAAGCUGAGAGAGGAAGGAGGGGUGUGGGGACGGGGUCUCCACGCUUGUCCACAGUAGCAUUGCUGAGGGAGAGGGCAGCCUCCGUAAACCACCAUUCUCCGUCCUCCACCUCCCCCGGGCCCCCCGAAAGGAGCACUGGCAUUAGGGAGGGCUUCUGCCCGUGGUGAAAUCAAAGCUGCCUUAUUCUAGCUUUGUUUAUUUUGUUUUCAACUGAGCCUCAGUAACCAGGGAAGAUAAUAUUUAUGUGAAAAGACCAAAGAACCCGGCAAGAAUGGAUUCGAAUUUGGUUUUUAAGAAACUGCUGACUGUUUUAUCUUCAGAGGGUGGAAGAUCCAGUUUUAGCAGAGGGUCUGUGUAUAAAUAAUGGGGGGAAAGCACAAUAACUUUGUGUAGCGCAAAACUGAGUCAGGUGAAACAGGAGGAGAAAAGAGGAUUUUGCCCUCUUAGAGAGGAGACUCUGGUUUCAUUCUAAAUUUUGUUUUUGCCUUAAAAAGCAAAGCAAAAAAAAAAAAAAAAAAAAGCCUGCCUCUAAUUUCGCGGAAAAGCAGCUUGUUACUGCUCCCCCUGGCGGUGGAGAAGGGAACUGUCCAGCUCCGCGGCACAGUGCUGGGAAGUGAGCCUCCCACGACUGCCAAGCAGGUCAGGUGAAAACCCCCACCCUUGAAAGCCACGAGCCCUCAGGUAUCAGAGGAGGUUCAUUUUAAAAAAAUCCCUGAACUUGUUACCUUCCUCUUUUUAGUUCGUUCCUUGAGUGUGAUUCGGUUUAGCUAGUACUGAAGCACCGACUAAAUGUCUAGCGGUGACACUGCGCUAACCACGUCAGUUUACUUUUCUGUCUGGGCUUUGAAAAUUCUGUGAUGUUAGUGGUUUUAUCCAAACAAGCACCCUCAAGUAUCCUGGGAUGUCCCAGAAUGAAGCUGUGAUGAAAAUCAGUCAUGUAACCACCACUAAAAAUUUACCAGACCAAAAAAACUUCUAGUAGUCUCCCCUUUUAGAGAAACAACCACCUGCACCAGACAGGUGGGGCAAGGAUGGAAAUGACCAUGUUUUAUUAACUGUUUUUCCAGGUUCAAACUGUUACGAUGCUGGGCUACAUAGUGAUUUUUCACUGCUGGCUUUGGCUGUAAAUUUCAGACCCUGUUGCUGCUUUUGGCAACUAAUCUUAAGUUGACAAAAGUGAGGCAGGUGGUUUUGGUUUGUUUUUUUUUUCUCUAAAGUUUCCUUGGUUGAGAAGAGCAAAAAUGCUGUUAAAGGGAAAUAUAAGAAAUGAGAAUCUGCAUGAGAUAGGGUGAUUCUGUGCCCACGGUUCUUUAACUCUUGACAAAGUUUUACCCACGUGUAAUAUUAACAGAGCCGGGCAGAGCAGUGCUAGUGGAAGAUGUGAAAUCCAGAUAGCUCAUGACUGCUGAGAGCUAGGCAGCUUUGAUCUCCAAACUGUUAUUGCUUUCAUUAUUAUUGGAACGGAACUGCUUUGUUUUUUUUUUUUUUUUUUAAUUGAAGAGGGGUUUUUUUCCCUUUAUUUUUUUAUAAGCUAGUAUAGAUGAAGGAAAAAUAUUUGUCUUCUGUGGGUUGAAGGCCUUGCUCAGUGUACACAGGUAUAUGGCCUCAGCUUUCUCUGUCCUUGAAUCUGGUCAGUGAACGUGUGUUUCAACCCACAGGUCAUCCUUACCUGUGUUUCUGCAGCACACACACUGCCUUUUAUCCUCAACAGUGAUGCUAUUCACCUAAUACCUGUAGCAAUCUGCUACACAGCCAGAUGUGAAAUGUUAGCACAGCCACAAUUUUUAUUACAGAUGGGCAGCUUAUCCUACUGGGUGGGAAAAAAUGAAAAUAUGCUUGUUCAAGGUCUCAAUUAAAGUGGUGAUUAAUUCUUGUAGCAUUAAUGAAAAAAAAAGGUCAAGGAGGUCGCAUUGAAUGUGUCUACAAAGACUUUGGUAACUCUGAGAGCUCUUGCAGUUUGUUUGCCAGGCUCUGGGCGCACCCCAAGUCUCCACCGUUUCCCUGUUGUCCCUCAGGGAAGGAAACACCAUGACAAGGGGUGGAAUCCGCUGCUGGAAGGGACUGGGAGCCCACCUGGUGGUGAACAGAGCUCAGUGGGGCAGGCUGGGAGUGGUCAUGGUUUGUGGGUUUCCUGCAGAAUGUUCAGGAAUGUCUUGCCCAGCUGCUUUGGUGCUGAGCUGUAUUGCUUCAUCAGAGGCACUUAAGAUUGACCCAGCUGGGGAGGAGUCUGACGCUCAGCUGCAGGUGGAGUUGGUGAGAAAUUUGUCUUAAUUUGGAGAAGCAGGGGCAACUGGUGGUCCUUGGAGCGUGAGCCAGGAUCGCAGCCCACCAUGCGGCAGUUGGCAGUGGAGCUGUUGUGGGAAGGGAGCCCAGCUGGCUCAGCUUCUGUGCCAGACACUUCUGAGCGUCCCCUAAAGGUCCUUCCAGCAUCGUGUCCUCAGUGUAGCCUGGCGCCAGUGCCAGUGAGUUUCUAUGGCAACCUUAAUGAUUAUUAAGGAACAUUGUCAGUUGUAUGAACAUAUGCUCAAAUGCAGAUCUACUUAAGGAGGAAAGGAUUGGAACAACAUGUAGCAAGGCUGUUAAUAGAGAAACCAUAUUUGGAUGGAAAUCACACAUCUGUUAAAUAGAAUACCUCAACUUUACAUUGUUUUUUUUUUUUUUUUCUGGAGAGAAAUAAUAGUUUUAAGUUUUGUUUUUAUUUUUUUACCUAAUUACCUGAAAGCAGAUGCCAAAGGCUGAUGAUGUCUGUAUAUGGUGCAAAGGGUCAGUAUGAUGUUUUUCAAUGUUUUCUCUUUUUACCAGCUAUUUUGCAUUUAAAAUGAAAAUUGUAAAUAUUUGAAAUAAAUAAAUUCUA
Messenger RNA from Hippopotamus amphibius kiboko, 5299 nucleotides. RefSeq names its product interleukin 6 receptor (gene IL6R). Gene Ontology annotation, molecular function: cytokine receptor activity; protein binding. Gene Ontology annotation, cellular component: membrane; external side of plasma membrane. The record is from RefSeq and is a predicted model, not a curated record. Lineage: Eukaryota; Metazoa; Chordata; Mammalia; Artiodactyla; Hippopotamidae. The transcript is spliced from 10 exons. The coding region runs from base 247 to 1653 and encodes 468 amino acids. Gene Ontology annotation, biological process: cytokine-mediated signaling pathway.